GCUAUGUUGGCCCACGCCCCUUACCGAACAUGGCCGUUACACGUCAAGCUAUUUCAUGAGGACGGCUUGAAGGCAUGGAGAGCCUCCGAAAUUUACUUUCAGGGGGAACCCCCGCUGCCAACAAUGUGCAGGAUUGAACUCGAGCUCGAGGGUGUGGAUGGCAAGGCUGGAGGGGGCACCGGCCGAGCCGGUGGAAUAGAGGUCAACGACGAGGCAUUUGCCGGAGCACAUGUCAGAAAGCUACGGCGGAUACUUGGUACCUCCAAACUGCACACUUGCAGCAUUUGUGAGCAGGCGCUCUUGCCCAGUCUCCCAGCCCUGACAACCGCGUUGUGCCCUCUUGGAUCAUGCUCCGCAACAUCACACAUCUCAUGCCUCGCUGGAGACUUCCUUAAACAAAAGCCAACUGAUACUAUGAUGCCUCGAACGGGCACGUGCAAGCUCUGCGGACACACACUGUUGUGGGGAGACAUCGUCCGAGGAUGCUAUCGUCGACAAAAAGGCGGUUUACCGACGACCGCAGAAGACAACGAAGAACAGGAAGAGGAUGAGGACGAGGAUGAUGAAGACGAGGAUGGCUUAGAUGUGCAAGAGGGACCUUUGGCGCUAGCAAAGUCAAUCAUUCAAAGCCCUGCCCGAUCUCUUCCUACACGAAAAGGACCGCCUGCGUUCUCGGUCUCGAAACCAGGCUUAUCUGCGAUGCACGCUUCGAAACCCAGGGGUUCCAAGAACGAGCACAAUAGACACAUACCUUCUCCGAAGAACGCGCGAGAAAUGUAUCUAGAUAUUGACGACAUAUCUAGUCUAUCUGCUUCAGAAUCCGCCCCGAAAACUGCGAGAGUCUCAGCAAAGCGCCGAGCCUCAUUGCACAAGGUCUCGACGGCCAAUGGUCGACGGCGACUGUCUAUCCCGCCCAGGUCCCUAUCACUUUCUAAGCCUCAGGCUUCGAUAGCUGCAAAGACGAGACCUAAUCGGCCAAAACCUGCUCCUAAACGGCCAGCUACGCAAGUGAGUCAUGCCUCAGGAGAAGAAUUCGAUUUGGACAAUAUCUCGUCCUGCUCCGACGACUGAAUGAUCCAAGAGUUUCAAGAGUUUCAAGAAGCACGUGGAGCGAUCUGACCCACAGGCCCAGUGCUGUUAUAGAGUACUGUAGGUUGUUUGCCAUUUGAGACCAGGACGAUCCUACAAUCGGAGUUGUGAAGGAGAGCUUGUGUUCGUGUAUCUUCGCGGCUAGGGUUACUAACCGUUGUUUCCAAAGCUUCACGCGAACACUCUCCAUCGAUUCAUCCAGUAGCACUCCUGAAUCCAGUUCCUUGUUUUCUGUCCUGCCACCUCAAGCGCAGUGCCGUCCAGCUCGGUUGCUACCCUGGUUGAGUGAAUGUACUCCAAUACUGCGCUAAAAGUCGACCAGCAUAAGGGGUUCCAUCACCAGCAGGUAUCCGAGCAGUACUAUGGGCAUGGCCUUGAUGUAUGAUCAGCAGUUGUGUUGCUUUUGCGAUACCUCUGC
This is a messenger RNA of Dacryopinax primogenitus, 1507 nucleotides long. RefSeq lists its product as uncharacterized. The transcript has a single exon. Gene Ontology annotation, cellular component: Slx1-Slx4 complex. Gene Ontology annotation, molecular function: 5'-flap endonuclease activity; crossover junction DNA endonuclease activity. The record is from RefSeq and is a predicted model, not a curated record. Gene Ontology annotation, biological process: double-strand break repair via homologous recombination. Bases 4 to 1071 code for a protein of 355 amino acids. NCBI's taxonomy places the organism in Eukaryota, Fungi, Basidiomycota, Dacrymycetes, Dacrymycetales, Dacrymycetaceae.